AUUUCUUGGUCCCUCCUGAUGAGAGAAGAUGGGCAGCCAGGGGCCCGUUCCCCGGGAGAUGCUGGUGAUCUGGAUUCUGACGCUGGCUCUCCGGCUCUGCGCGUCCGUUACUACAGUGACACCAGGCUCAACAGUAAACACCAGUAUUGGAGGUAAUACAACUUCUGCAUCCACACCCAGUUCAAGCGACCCUUUUACCACCUUUAGUGACUAUGGGGUGUCAGUCACAUUUAUCACGGGCUCAACUGCAACAAAACACUUCCUUGACAGCUCCACAAACUCAGGCCACAGUGAGGAAUCAACAGUAUCCCACAGCGGCCCAGGUGCAACUGGAACAACACUCUUCCCUUCCCACUCUGCAACCUCAGUUUUUGUUGGAGAACCUAAAACCUCACCCAUCACUUCAGCCUCAAUGGAAACAACAGCGUUACCUGGCAGUACCACAACAGCAGGCCUGAGUGAGAAAUCUACCACCUUCUACAGUAGCCCCAGAUCACCAGACAGAACACUCUCACCUGCCCGCACGACAAGCUCAGGCGUCAGUGAAAAAUCAACCACCUCCCACAGCCGACCAGGCCCAACGCACACAAUAGCGUUCCCUGACAGUACCACCAUGCCAGGCGUCAGUCAGGAAUCUACAGCUUCCCACAGCAUCCCCGGCUCCACAGACACAACACUGUCCCCUGGCACUACCACACCAUCAUCCCUUGGUCCAGAAUCUACUACCUUCCACAGCAGCCCAGGCUACACUAAAACAACACGCUUACCUGACAACACCACAACCUCAGGCCUCCUUGAAGCAUCUACGCCCGUCCACAGCAGCACUGGAUCGCCACACACAACACUGUCCCCUUCCAGCUCUACAACCCAUGAGGGAGAACCUACCACCUUCCAGAGCUGGCCAAGCUCAAAGGACACUUCGCCUGCACCUUCUGGUACCACAUCAGCCUUUGUUAAACUAUCUACAACUUAUCACAGCAGCCCGAGCUCAACUCCAACAACCCACUUUUCUGCCAGCUCCACAACCUUGGGCCAUAGUGAGGAAUCGACACCAGUCCACAGCAGCCCAGUUGCAACUGCAACAACACCCCCACCUGCCCGCUCCGCGACCUCAGGCCAUGUUGAAGAAUCUACAGCCUACCACAGGAGCCCGGGCUCAACUCAAACAAUGCACUUCCCUGAAAGCUCCACAACUUCAGGCCAUAGUGAAGAAUCAGCAACUUUCCACGGCAGCACAACACACACAAAAUCUUCAACUCCUAGCACCACAGCUGCCCUAGCACAUACAAGCUACCACAGCAGCCUGGGCUCAACUGAAACAACACACUUCCGUGAUAGCUCCACAAUCUCAGGCCGUAGUGAGGAAUCAAAAGCAUCCCACAGCAGCCCAGAUGCAAUGGCAACAACAGUCUUACCUGCCGGCUCUACACCCUCAGUUCUUGUUGGAGACUCGACGCCCUCACCCAUCAGUUCAGGCUCAAUGGAAACCACAGCGUUACCCGGCAGUACCACAAAACCAGGCCUCAGUGAGAAAUCUACCACUUUCUACAGUAGCCCCAGAUCACCAGACACAACACACUUACCUGCCAGCAUGACAAGCUCAGGCGUCAGUGAAGAAUCCACCACCUCCCACAGCCGACCAGGCUCAACACACACAACAGCAUUCCCUGGCAGUACCACCAUGCCAGGCCUCAGUCAGGAAUCUACAGCUUCCCACAGCAGCCCAGGCCCCACAGACACAACAUUGUCCCCUGGCAGUACCACAGCAUCAUCCCUUGGUCCAGAAUAUACUACCUUCCACAGCCGCCCAGGCUCCACUGAAACAACACUCUUACCUGACAACACCACAGCCUCAGGACUCCUUGAAGCAUCUAUGCCCGUCCACAGCAGCACCAGAUCGCCACACACAACACUGUCCCCUGCCGGCUCUACAACCCGUCAGGGAGAAUCUACCACAUUCCAUAGCUGGCCAAGCUCAAAGGACACUAGGCCUGCACCUCCUACUACCACAUCAGCCUUUGUUGAGCCAUCUACAACCUCCCACGGCAGCCCGAGCUCAAUUCCAACAACCCACAUUUCUGCCCGCUCCACAACCUCAGGCCUCGUUGAAGAAUCUACGACCUACCACAGCAGCCCGGGCUCAACUCAAACAAUGCACUUCCCUGAAAGCGACACAACUUCAGGCCGUGGUGAAGAAUCAACAACUUCCCACAGCAGCACAACACACACAAUAUCUUCAGCUCCUAGCACCACAUCUGCCCUUGUUGAAGAACCUACCAGCUACCACAGCAGCCCGGGCUCAACUGCAACAACACACUUCCCUGACAGCUCCACAACCUCAGGCCGUAGUGAGGAAUCAACAGCAUCGCACAGCAGCCAAGACGCAACGGGAACAAUAGUCCUACCUGCCCGCUCCACAACCUCAGUUCUUCUUGGAGAAUCUACGACCUCACCCAUCAGUUCAGGCUCAAUGGAAACGACAGCGUUACCCGGCAGUACCACAACGCCAGGCCUCAGUGAGAGAUCUACCACUUUCCAUAGUAGCCCCAGAUCACCAGCCACAACACUCUCACCUGCCAGCACGACAAGCUCAGGCGUCAGUGAAGAAUCCACCACCUCCCGCAGCCGACCAGGCUCAACGCACACAACAGCAUUCCCUGACAGCACCACCACGCCAGGCCUCAGUCGGCAUUCUACAACUUCCCACAGCAGCCCAGGCUCAACGGAUACAACACUGUUACCUGCCAGCACCACCACCUCAGGCCCCAGUCAGGAAUCAACAACUUCCCACAGCAGCUCAGGUUCAACUGACACAGCACUGUCCCCUGGCAGUACCACAGCCUUAUCCUUUGGUCAAGAAUCUACAACCUUCCACAGCAACCCAGGCUCCACUCACACAACACUCUUCCCUGACAGCACCACAAGCUCAGGCAUCGUUGAAGCAUCUACACGCGUCCACAGCAGCACUGGCUCACCACGCACAACACUGUCCCCUGCCAGCUCCACAAGCCCUGGACUUCAGGGAGAAUCUACUGCCUUCCAGACCCACCCAGCCUCAACUCACACAACGCCUUCACCUCCUAGCACCGCAACAGCCCCUGUUGAAGAAUCUACAACCUACCACCGCAGCCCAGGCUCGACUCCAACAACACACUUCCCUGCCAGCUCCACAACUUCGGGCCACAGUGAGAAAUCAACAAUAUUCCACAGCAGCCCAGAUGCAAGUGGAACAACACCCUCAUCUGCCCACUCCACAACCUCAGGUCGUGGAGAAUCUACAACCUCACGCAUCAGUCCAGGCUCAACUGAAAUAACAACGUUACCUGGCAGUACCACAACACCAGGCCUCAGUGAGGCAUCUACCACCUUCUACAGCAGCCCCAGAUCACCAACCACAACACUCUCACCUGCCAGCAUGACAAGCCUGGGCGUCGGUGAAGAAUCCACCACCUCCCGUAGCCAACCAGGUUCUACUCACUCAACAGUGUCACCUGCCAGCACCACCACGCCAGGCCUCAGUGAGGAAUCUACCACCGUCUACAGCAGCAGCCGAGGCUCAACUGAAACCACAGUGUUCCCUCACAGCACCACAACCUCAGUUCAUGGUGAAGAGCCUACAACCUUCCACAGCCGGCCAGCCUCAACUCACACAACACUGUUCACUGAGGACAGCACCACCUCGGGCCUCACUGAAGAAUCUACAGCCUUCCCCGGCAGCCCAGCCUCCACCCAAACAGGGUUACCUGCCACACUCACAACCGCAGACCUCGGUGAGGAAUCAACUACCUUUCCCAGCAGCUCAGGCUCAACUGGAACAAAACUCUCACCUGCCCGCUCCACCACCUCUGGCCUCGUUGGAGAAUCCACACCCUCACGCCUCAGUCCAAGCUCAACCGAAACAACAACUUUACCUGGCAGUCCCACAACACCAAGCCUCAGUGAGAAAUCAACCACCUUCUACACUAGCCCCAGAUCACCAGAUGCAACACUCUCACCUGCAACCACAACAAGCUCAGGCGUCAGCGAAGAAUCCAGCACAUCCCACAGUCAACCAGGCUCAACGCACACAACAGCAUUCCCUGACAGCACCACCACCUCAGACCUCAGUCAGGAACCUACAACUUCCCACAGCAGCCAAGGCUCAACAGAGGCAACACUGUCCCCUGGCAGUACCACAGCCUCAUCCCUUGGUCAACAAUCUACAACCUUCCACAGCAGCCCAGGCGACACUGAAACCACACUCUUACCUGACGACACCAUAACCUCAGGCCUCGUGGAGGCAUCUACACCCACCCACAGCAGCACUGGCUCGCUACACACAACACUGACCCCUGCCAGCUCCACAAGCGCUGGCCUUCAGGAAGAAUCUACCACUUUCCAGAGCUGGCCAAGCUCAAGUGACACAACACCUUCACCUCCCGGCACCACAGCAGCCCCUGUUGAAGUAUCCACAACCUACCACAGCCGCCCGAGCUCAACUCCAACAACACACUUUUCUGCCAGUUCCACAACCUUGGGCCGUAGUGAGGAAUCAACAACAGUCCACAGCAGCCCAGGUGCAACUGGAACAGCACUCUUCCCUACCCGCUCUGCAACCUCAGUUCUUGUUGGAGAACCUACAACGUCACCCAUCAGUUCAGGCUCAACGGAAACAACAGCGUUACCUGGCAGUACCACAACAGCAGGCCUGAGUGAGAAAUCUACCACCUUCUACAGUAGCCCCAGAUCACCGGACACAACACUCUCACCUGCCAGCACGACAAGCUCAGGCGUCAGUGAAGAAUCCACCACCUCCCACAGCCGACCAGGCUCAACGCACACAACAGCAUUCCCUGGCAGUACCACCAUGCCAGGCGUCAGUCAGGAAUCUACAGCUUCCCACAGCAGCCCAGGCUCCACAGACACAACAUUGUCCCCUGGCAGUACCACAGCAUCAUCCCUUGGUCCAGAAUCUACUACUUUCCACAGCAGCCCAGGCUCCACUGAAACAACACUCUUACCUGACAACACCACAGCCUCAGGCCUCCUUGAAGCAUCUACGCCCGUCCACAGCAGCACUGGAUCGCCACACACAACACUGUCCCCUGCCGGCUCUACAACACGUCAGGGAGAAUCUACCACCUUCCAGAGCUGGCCAAGCUCAAAGGACACUAUGCCUGCACCUCCUACUACCACAUCAGCCUUUGUUGAGCUAUCUACAACCUCCCACGGCAGCCCGAGCUCAACUCCAACAACCCACUUUUCUGCCAGCUCCACAACCUUGGGCCGUAGUGAGGAAUCGACAACAGUCCACAGCAGCCCAGUUGCAACUGCAACAACACCCUCGCCUGCCCGCUCCACAACCUCAGGCCUCGUUGAAGAAUCUACGGCGUACCACAGCAGCCCGGGCUCAACUCAAACAAUGCACUUCCCUGAAAGCUCCACAGCUUCAGGUCGUAGUGAAGAAUCAAGAACUUCCCACAGCAGCACAACACACACAAUAUCUUCACCUCCUAGCACCACAUCUGCCCUUGUUGAAGAACCUACCAGCUACCACAGCAGCCCGGGCUCAACUGCAACAACACACUUCCCUGACAGCUCCACAACCUCAGGCCGUAGUGAGGAAUCAACAGCAUCCCACAGCAGCCAAGACGCAACGGGAACAAUAGUCCUACCUGCCCGCUCCACAACCUCAGUUCUUCUUGGAGAAUCUACGACCUCACCCAUCAGUUCAGGCUCAAUGGAAACGACAGCGUUACCCGGCAGUACCACAACGCCAGGCCUCAGUGAGAAAUCUACCACUUUCCACAGUAGCCCCAGAUCACCAGCCACAACACUCUCACCUGCCAGCACGACAAGCUCAGGCGUCAGUGAAGAAUCCACCACCUCCCACAGCCGACCAGGCUCAACGCACACAACAGCAUUCCCUGACAGCACCACCACGCCAGGCCUCAGUCGGCAUUCUACAACUUCCCACAGCAGCCCAGGCUCAACGGAUACAACACUGUUACCUGCCAGCACCACCACCUCAGGCCCCAGUCAGGAAUCAACAACUUCCCACAGCAGCCCAGGUUCAACUGACACAGCACUGUCCCCUGGCAGUACCACAGCCUUAUCCUUUGGUCAAGAAUCUACAACCUUCCACAGCAGCCCAGGCUCCACUCACACAACGCUCUUCCCUGACAGCACCACAAGCUCAGGCAUCGUUGAAGCAUCUACACGCGUCCACAGCAGCACUGGCUCACCACGCACAACACUGUCCCCUGCCAGCUCCACAAGCCCUGGACUUCAGGGAGAAUCUACCGCCUUCCAGACCCACCCAGCCUCAACUCACACGACGCCUUCACCUCCUAGCACCGCAACAGCCCCUGUUGAAGAAUCUACAACCUACCACCGCAGCCCAGGCUCGACUCCAACAACACACUUCCCUGCCAGCUCCACAACUUCGGGCCACAGUGAGAAAUCAACAAUAUUCCACAGCAGCCCAGAUGCAAGUGGAACAACACCCUCAUCUGCCCACUCCACAACCUCAGGUCGUGGAGAAUCUACAACCUCACGCAUCAGUCCAGGCUCAACUGAAAUAACAACGUUACCUGGCAGUACCACAACACCAGGCCUCAGUGAGGCAUCUACCACCUUCUACAGCAGCCCCAGAUCACCAACCACAACACUCUCACCUGCCAGUAUGACAAGCCUAGGCGUCGGUGAAGAAUCCACCACCUCCCGUAGCCAACCAGGUUCUACUCACUCAACAGUGUCACCUGCCAGCACCACCACGCCAGGCCUCAGUGAGGAAUCUACCACCGUCUACAGCAGCAGCCCAGGCUCAACUGAAACCACAGUGUUCCCUCGCACCCCCACAACCUCAGUUCGUGGUGAAGAGCCUACAACCUUCCACAGCCGGCCAGCCUCAACUCACACAACACUGUUCACUGAGGACAGCACCACCUCGGGCCUCACUGAAGAAUCUACAGCCUUCCCCGGCAGCCCAGCCUCCACCCAAACAGGGUUACCUGCCACACUCACAACCGCAGACCUCGGUGAGGAAUCAACUACCUUUCCCAGCAGCUCAGGCUCAACUGGAACAACACUCUCACCUGCCCGCUCCACCACCUCUGGCCUCGUUGGAGAAUCCACACCCUCACGCCUCAGUCCAAGCUCAACCGAAACAACAACUUUACCCGGCAGUCCCACAACACCAAGCCUCAGUGAGAAAUCAACCACCUUCUACACUAGCCCCAGAUCACCAGAUGCAACACUCUCACCUGCAACCACAACAAGCUCAGGCGUCAGUGAAGAAUCCAGCACAUCCCACAGUCAACCAGGCUCAACGCACACAACAGCAUUCCCUGACAGCACCACCACGCCAGGCCUCAGUCGGCAUUCUACAACUUCCCACAGCAGCCCAGGCUCAACGGAUACAACACUGUUACCUGCCAGCACCACCACCUCAGGCCCCAGUCAGGAAUCAACAACUUCCCACAGCAGCCCAGGUUCAACUGACACAGCACUGUCCCCUGGCAGUACCACAGCCUUAUCCUUUGGUCAAGAAUCUACAACCUUCCACAGCAGCCCAGGCUCCACUCACACAACACUCUUCCCUGACAGCACCACAAGCUCAGGCAUCGUUGAAGCAUCUACACGCGUCCACAGCAGCACUGGCUCACCACGCACAACACUGUCCCCUGCCAGCUCCACAAGCCCUGGACUUCAGGGAGAAUCUACCACCUUCCAGACCCACCCAGCCUCAACUCACACGACGCCUUCACCUCCUAGCACCGCAACAGCCCCUGUUGAAGAAUCUACAACCUACCACCGCAGCCCAGGCUCGACUCCAACAACACACUUCCCUGCCAGCUCCACAACUUCGGGCCACAGUGAGAAAUCAACAAUAUUCCACAGCAGCCCAGAUGCAAGUGGAACAACACCCUCAUCUGCCCACUCCACAACCUCAGGUCGUGGAGAAUCUACAACCUCACGCAUCAGUCCAGGCUCAACUGAAAUAACAACGUUACCUGGCAGUACCACAACACCAGGCCUCAGUGAGGCAUCUACCACCUUCUACAGCAGCCCCAGAUCACCAACCACAACACUCUCACCUGCCAGUAUGACAAGCCUAGGCGUCGGUGAAGAAUCCACCACCUCCCGUAGCCAACCAGGUUCUACUCACUCAACAGUGUCACCUGCCAGCACCACCACGCCAGGCCUCAGUGAGGAAUCUACCACCGUCUACAGCAGCAGCCCAGGCUCAACUGAAACCACAGUGUUCCCUCGCAGCACCACAACCUCAGUUCGUGGUGAAGAGCCUACAACCUUCCACAGCCGGCCAGCCUCAACUCACACAACACUGUUCACUGAGGACAGCACCACCUCGGGCCUCACUGAAGAAUCUACAGCCUUCCCCGGCAGCCCAGCCUCCACCCAAACAGGGUUACCUGCCACACUCACAACCGCAGACCUCGGUGAGGAAUCAACUACCUUUCCCAGCAGCUCAGGCUCAACUGGAACAACACUCUCACCUGCCCGCUCCACCACCUCUGGCCUCGUUGGAGAAUCCACACCCUCACGCCUCAGUCCAAGCUCAACCGAAACAACAACUUUACCCGGCAGUCCCACAACACCAAGCCUCAGUGAGAAAUCAACCACCUUCUACACUAGCCCCAGAUCACCAGAUGCAACACUCUCACCUGCAACCACAACAAGCUCAGGCGUCAGUGAAGAAUCCAGCACAUCCCACAGUCAACCAGGCUCAACGCACACAACAGCGUUCCCUGACAGCACCACCACCUCAGGCCUCAGUCAGGAACCUACAGCUUCCCACAGCAGCCAAGGCUCAACAGAGGCAACACUGUCCCCUGGCAGUACCACAGCCUCAUCCCUUGGUCAACAAUCUACAACCUUCCACAGCAGCCCAGGCGACACUGAAACCACACUCUUACCUGACGACACCAUAACCUCAGGCCUCGUGGAGGCAUCUACACCCACCCACAGCAGCACUGGCUCGCUACACACAACACUGACCCCUGCCAGCUCCACAAGCGCUGGCCUUCAGGAAGAAUCUACCACUUUCCAGAGCUGGCCAAGCUCAAGUGACACAACACCUUCACCUCCCGGCACCACAGCAGCCCCUGUUGAAGUAUCCACAACCUACCACAGCCGCCCGAGCUCAACUCCAACAACACACUUUUCUGCCAGUUCCACAACCUUGGGCCGUAGUGAGGAAUCAACAACAGUCCACAGCAGCCCAGGUGCAACUGGAACAGCACUCUUCCCUACCCGCUCUGCAACCUCAGUUCUUGUUGGAGAACCUACAACGUCACCCAUCAGUUCAGGCUCAACGGAAACAACAGCGUUACCUGGCAGUACCACAACAGCAGGCCUGAGUGAGAAAUCUACCACCUUCUACAGUAGCCCCAGAUCACCGGACACAACACUCUCACCUGCCAGCACGACAAGCUCAGGCGUCAGUGAAGAAUCCACCACCUCCCACAGCCGACCAGGCUCAACGCACACAACAGCAUUCCCUGGCAGUACCACCAUGCCAGGCGUCAGUCAGGAAUCUACAGCUUCCCACAGCAGCCCAGGCUCCACAGACACAACACUGUCCCCUGGCAGUACCACAGCAUCAUCCCUUGGUCCAGAAUCUACUACCUUCCACAGCGGCCCAGGCUCCACUGAAACAACACUCUUACCUGACAACACCACAGCCUCAGGCCUCCUUGAAGCAUCUACGCCCGUCCACAGCAGCACUGGAUCGCCACACACAACACUGUCCCCUGCCGGCUCUACAACCCGUCAGGGAGAAUCUACCACCUUCCAGAGCUGGCCUAACUCGAAGGACACUACCCCUGCACCUCCUACUACCACAUCAGCCUUUGUUGAGCUAUCUACAACCUCCCACGGCAGCCCGAGCUCAACUCCAACAACCCACUUUUCUGCCAGCUCCACAACCUUGGGCCGUAGUGAGGAAUCGACAACAGUCCACAGCAGCCCAGUUGCAACUGCAACAACACCCUCGCCUGCCCGCUCCACAACCUCAGGCCUCGUUGAAGAAUCUACGACCUACCACAGCAGCCCGGGCUCAACUCAAACAAUGCACUUCCCUGAAAGCGACACAACUUCAGGCCGUGGUGAAGAAUCAACAACUUCCCACAGCAGCACAACACACACAAUAUCUUCAGCUCCUAGCACCACAUCUGCCCUUGUUGAAGAACCUACCAGCUACCACAGCAGCCCGGGCUCAACUGCAACAACACACUUCCCUGACAGCUCCACAACCUCAGGCCGUAGUGAGGAAUCAACAGCAUCCCACAGCAGCCAAGACGCAACGGGAACAAUAGUCCUACCUGCCCGCUCCACAACCUCAGUUCUUCUUGGAGAAUCUACGACCUCACCCAUCAGUUCAGGCUCAAUGGAAACGACAGCGUUACCCGGCAGUACCACAACGCCAGGCCUCAGUGAGAAAUCUACCACUUUCCACAGUAGCCCCAGAUCACCAGCCACAACACUCUCACCUGCCAGCACGACAAGCUCAGGCGUCAGUGAAGAAUCCACCACCUCCCACAGCCGACCAGGCUCAACGCACACAACAGCAUUCCCUGACAGCACCACCACGCCAGGCCUCAGUCGGCAUUCUACAACUUCCCACAGCAGCCCAGGCUCAACGGAUACAACACUGUUACCUGCCAGCACCACCACCUCAGGCUCCAGUCAGGAAUCAACAACUUCCCACAGCAGCUCAGGUUCAACUGACACAGCACUGUCCCCUGGCAGUACCACAGCCUUAUCCUUUGGUCAAGAAUCUACAACCUUCCACAGCAGCCCAGGCUCCACUCACACAACACUCUUCCCUGACAGCACCACAAGCUCAGGCAUCGUUGAAGCAUCUACACGCGUCCACAGCAGCACUGGCUCACCACGCACAACACUGUCCCCUGCCAGCUCCACAAGCCCUGGACUUCAGGGAGAAUCUACCGCCUUCCAGACCCACCCAGCCUCAACUCACACGACGCCUUCACCUCCUAGCACCGCAACAGCCCCUGUUGAAGAAUCUACAACCUACCACCGCAGCCCAGGCUCGACUCCAACAACACACUUCCCUGCCAGCUCCACAACUUCGGGCCACAGUGAGAAAUCAACAAUAUUCCACAGCAGCCCAGAUGCAAGUGGAACAACACCCUCAUCUGCCCACUCCACAACCUCAGGUCGUGGAGAAUCUACAACCUCACGCAUCAGUCCAGGCUCAACUGAAAUAACAACGUUACCUGGCAGUACCACAACACCAGGCCUCAGUGAGGCAUCUACCACCUUCUACAGCAGCCCCAGAUCACCAACCACAACACUCUCACCUGCCAGUAUGACAAGCCUAGGCGUCGGUGAAGAAUCCACCACCUCCCGUAGCCAACCAGGUUCUACUCACUCAACAGUGUCACCUGCCAGCACCACCACGCCAGGCCUCAGUGAGGAAUCUACCACCGUCUACAGCAGCAGCCCAGGCUCAACUGAAACCACAGUGUUCCCUCGCAGCACCACAACCUCAGUUCGUCGUGAAGAGCCUACAACCUUCCACAGCCGGCCAGCCUCAACUCACACAACACUGUUCACUGAGGACAGCACCACCUCGGGCCUCACUGAAGAAUCUACAGCCUUCCCCGGCAGCCCAGCCUCCACCCAAACAGGGUUACCUGCCACACUCACAACCGCAGACCUCGGUGAGGAAUCAACUACCUUUCCCAGCAGCUCAGGCUCAACUGGAACAAAACUCUCACCUGCCCGCUCCACCACCUCUGGCCUCGUUGGAGAAUCCACACCCUCACGCCUCAGUCCAAGCUCAACCGAAACAACAACUUUACCCGGCAGUCCCACAACACCAAGCCUCAGUGAGAAAUCAACCACCUUCUACACUAGCCCCAGAUCACCAGAUGCAACACUCUCACCUGCAACCACAACAAGCUCAGGCGUCAGCGAAGAAUCCAGCACAUCCCACAGUCAACCAGGCUCAACGCACACAACAGCGUUCCCUGACAGCACCACCACCUCAGGCCUCAGUCAGGAACCUACAACUUCCCACAGCAGCCAAGGCUCAACAGAGGCAACACUGUCCCCUGGCAGUACCACAGCCUCAUCCCUUGGUCAACAAUCUACAACCUUCCACAGCAGCCCAGGCGACACUGAAACCACACUCUUACCUGACGACACCAUAACCUCAGGCCUCGUGGAGGCAUCUACACCCACCCACAGCAGCACUGGCUCGCUACACACAACACUGACCCCUGCCAGCUCCACAAGCACUGGCCUUCAGGAAGAAUCUACCACUUUCCAGAGCUGGCCAAGCUCAAGUGACACAACACCUUCACCUCCCAGCACCACAGCAGUCCCUGUUGAAGUAUCCACAACCUACCACAGCCGCCCGAGCUCAACUCCAACAACACACUUUUCUGCCAGUUCCACAACCUUGGGCCGUAGUGAGGAAUCAACAACAGUCCACAGCAGCCCAGGUGCAACUGGAACAGCACUCUUCCCUACCCGCUCUGCAACCUCAGUUCUUGUUGGAGAACCUACAACGUCACCCAUCAGUUCAGGCUCAACGGAAACAACAGCGUUACCUGGCAGUACCACAACAGCAGGCCUGAGUGAGAAAUCUACCACCUUCUACAGUAGCCCCAGAUCACCGGACACAACACUUUCACCUGCCAGCACGACAAGCUCAGGCGUCAGUGAAGAAUCCACCACCUCCCACAGCCGACCAGGCUCAAUGCACACAACAGCAUUCCCUAGCAGUACCACCAUGCCAGGCGUCAGUCAGGAAUCUACAGCUUCCCACAGCAGCCCAGGCUCCACAGACACAACACUGUCCCCUGGCAGUACCACAGCAUCAUCCCUUGGUCCAGAAUCUACUACCUUCCACAGCAGCCCAGGCUCCACUGAAACAACACUCUUACCUGACAACACCACAGCCUCAGGCCUCCUUGAAGCAUCUACACCCGUCCACAGCAGCACUGGAUCGCCACACACAACACUGUCCCCUGCCGGCUCUACAACCCGUCAGGGAGAAUCUACCACCUUCCAGAGCUGGCCAAACUCGAAGGACACUACCCCUGCACCUCCUACUACCACAUCAGCCUUUGUUGAGCUAUCUACAACCUCCCACGGCAGCCCGAGCUCAACUCCAACAACCCACUUUUCUGCCAGCUCCACAACAUUGGGCCGUAGUGAGGAAUCGACAACAGUCCACAGCAGCCCAGUUGCAACUGCAACAACACCCUCGCCUGCCCGCUCCACAACCUCAGGCCUCGUUGAAGAAUCUACGACCUACCACAGCAGCCCGGGCUCAACUCAAACAAUGCACUUCCCUGAAAGCAACACAACUUCAGGCCGUGGUGAAGAAUCAACAACUUCCCACAGCAGCACAACACACACAAUAUCUUCAGCUCCUAGCACCACAUCUGCCCUUGUUGAAGAACCUACCAGCUACCACAGCAGCCCGGGCUCAACUGCAACAACACACUUCCCUGACAGCUCCACAACCUCAGGCCGUAGUGAGGAAUCAACAGCAUCCCACAGCAGCCAAGACGCAACGGGAACAAUAGUCCUACCUGCCCGCUCCACAACCUCAGUUCUUCUUGGAGAAUCUACGACCUCACCCAUCAGUUCAGGCUCAAUGGAAACGACAGCGUUACCCGGCAGUACCACAACGCCAGGCCUCAGUGAGAAAUCUACCACUUUCCACAGUAGCCCGAGCUCAACUCCAACAACCCACUUUUCUGCCAGCUCCACAACCUUGGGCCGUAGUGAGGAAUCGACAACAGUCCACAGCAGCCCAGUUGCAACUGCAACAACACCCUCGCCUGCCCGCUCCACAACCUCAGGCCUCGUUGAAGAAUCUACGGCGUACCACAGCAGCCCGGGCUCAACUCAAACAAUGCACUUCCCUGAAAGCUCCACAGCUUCAGGUCGUAGUGAAGAAUCAAGAACUUCCCACAGCAGCACAACACACACAAUAUCUUCACCUCCUAGCACCACAUCUGCCCUUGUUGAAGAACCUACCAGCUACCACAGCAGCCCGGGCUCAAUUGCAACAACACACUUUCCUGAGAGCUCCACAACCUCCGGCCGUAGUGAGGAAUCAACAGCAUCCCACAGCAGCCCAGAUACAAAUGGAAUCACACCCUUACCUGCCCAUUUUACUACCUCAGGCCGCAUUGCAGAAUCUACCACCUUCUAUAUCUCUCCAGGCUCAAUGGAAACAACAUUAGCCAGCACUGCCACAACACCAGGCCUCAGUGCAAAAUCUACCAUCCUUUACAGUAGCUCCAGAUCACCAGACCAAACACUCUCACCUGCCAGCAUGACAAGCUCCAGCAUCAGUGGAGAACCCACCAGCUUGUAUAGCCAAGCAGAGUCAACACACACAACAGCGUUCCCUGCCAGCACCACCACCUCAGGCCUCAGUCAGGAAUCAACAACUUUCCACAGUAAGCCAGGCUCAACUGAGACAACACUGUCCCCUGGCAGCAUCACAACUUCAUCUUUUGCUCAAGAAUUUACCACCCCUCAUAGCCAACCAGGCUCAGCUCUGUCAACAGUGUCACCUGCCAGCACCACAGUGCCAGGCCUUAGUGAGGAAUCUACCACCUUCUACAGCAGCCCAGGCUCAACUGAAACCACAGCGUUUUCUCACAGCAACACAAUGUCCAUUCAUAGUCAACAAUCUACACCCUUCCCUGACAGCCCAGGCUUCACUCACACAGUGUUACCUGCCACCCUCACAACCACAGACAUUGGUCAGGAAUCAACAGCCUUCCACAGCAGCUCAGACGCAACUGGAACAACACCCUUACCUGCCCGCUCCACAGCCUCAGACCUUGUUGGAGAACCUACAACUUUCUACAUCAGCCCAUCCCCUACUUACACAACACUCUUUCCUGCGAGUUCCAGCACAUCAGGCCUCACUGAGGAAUCUACCACCUUCCACACCAGUCCAAGCUUCACUUCUACAAUUGUGUCUACUGAAAGCCUGGAAACCUUAGCACCAGGGUUGUGCCAGGAAGGACAAAUUUGGAAUGGAAAACAAUGCGUCUGUCCCCAAGGCUACGUUGGUUACCAGUGCUUGUCCCCUCUGGAAUCCUUCCCUGUAGAAACCCCGGAAAAACUCAACGCCACUUUAGGUAUGACAGUGAAAGUGACUUACAGAAAUUUCACAGAAAAGAUGAAUGACGCAUCCUCCCAGGAAUACCAGAACUUCAGUACCCUCUUCAAGAAUCGGAUGGAUGUCGUUUUGAAGGGCGACAAUCUUCCUCAGUAUAGAGGGGUGAACAUUCGGAGAUUGCUCAACGGUAGCAUCGUGGUCAAGAACGAUGUCAUCCUGGAGGCAGACUACACUUUAGAGUAUGAGGAACUGUUUGAAAACCUGGCAGAGAUUGUAAAGGCCAAGAUUAUGAAUGAAACUAGAACAACUCUUCUUGAUCCUGAUUCCUGCAGAAAGGCCAUACUGUGCUAUAGUGAAGAGGACACUUUCGUGGAUUCAUCGGUGACUCCGGGCUUUGACUUCCAGGAGCAAUGCACCCAGAAGGCUGCCGAAGGAUAUACCCAGUUCUACUAUGUGGAUGUCUUGGAUGGGAAGCUGGCCUGUGUGAACAAGUGCACCAAAGGAACGAAGUCGCAAAUGAACUGUAACCUGGGCACAUGUCAGCUGCAACGCAGUGGCCCCCGCUGCCUGUGCCCAAAUACGAACACACACUGGUACUGGGGAGAGACCUGUGAAUUCAACAUCGCCAAGAGCCUCGUGUAUGGGAUCGUGGGGGCUGUGAUGGCGGUGCUGCUGCUCGCAUUGAUCAUCCUAAUCAUCUUAUUCAGCCUAUCCCAGAGAAAACGGCACAGGGAACAGUAUGAUGUGCCUCAAGAGUGGCGAAAGGAAGGCACCCCUGGCAUCUUCCAGAAGACGGCCAUCUGGGAAGACCAGAAUCUGAGGGAGAGCAGAUUCGGCCUUGAGAACGCCUACAACAACUUCCGGCCCACCCUGGAGACUGUUGACUCUGGCACAGAGCUCCACAUCCAGAGGCCGGAGAUGGUAGCAUCCACUGUGUGAGCCAACGGGGGCCUCCCACCCUCAUCUAGCUCUGUUCAGGAGAGCUGCAAACACAGAGCCCACCACAAGCCUCCGGGGCGGGUCAAGAGGAGACCGAAGUCAGGCCCUGAAGCCGGUCCUGCUCUGAGCUGACAGACUUGGCCAGUCCCCUGCCUGUGCUCCUGCUGGGGAAGGCUGGGGGCUGUAAGCCUCUCCAUCCGGGAGCUUCCAGACUCCCAGAAGCCUCGGCACCCCUGUCUCCUCCUGGGUGGCUCCCCACUCUGGAAUUUCCCUACCAAUAAAAGCAAAUCUGAAAGCUCA
Homo sapiens (human) is the source of this 16366-nucleotide messenger RNA. RefSeq names its product mucin 12, cell surface associated (gene MUC12). Bases 59 to 16066 code for a protein of 5335 amino acids. Gene Ontology annotation, cellular component: membrane. Lineage: Eukaryota; Metazoa; Chordata; Mammalia; Primates; Hominidae. The transcript is spliced from 12 exons. The record is from RefSeq and is marked reviewed.